Messenger RNA from Hyla sarda, 2467 nucleotides. RefSeq lists its product as uncharacterized. The coding region runs from base 437 to 1402 and encodes 321 amino acids. The record is from RefSeq and is a predicted model, not a curated record. Lineage: Eukaryota; Metazoa; Chordata; Amphibia; Anura; Hylidae. The transcript has 2 exons.
CGACGGUGCGGACCAAACAGACCCACACAGGAAACACGAGACAAAGAGACAAUGAACUACAAGUAUGAUUAUAAUACACCACUAAGUGUUGUUCACCAAUAAACUUAAAACCUGUAAAAUUUAAGAAGAAAAGGGAAGAUAAACUACCACAAUGAAAAAGAUCUCAAAAUUAAAGUACUGGUCAUAUUGUAAGAAAUGCAAGGGACAGAGUGGUACAAUCUACAGCACAGUGUGCAGCUUGGCAUGCACUGCAUCCUCUAAGGCCUCUAAAGCAUAACAAGUAAUCCCAGGUUCUCUAGGGAUCUACCUUGUACUUUUAUUGUGUGGUGUGCUUUUUGGUUGCCACAGUAGCUGUGAAAUAAAUUCUCCUAGGAUUUGCAAGGGUUCGUAUGUGAGAGCCUGUUGCUUGCACACUUAGCCCUGCUUCGGGACCAAGAUGACAAACCACAGCACUAUUGGUUUCCUUUACACUAUAUCAGAAGGCUCACAGAGUGAGAGUCCACCGGUCUCCCCUCAGAGCUCAGGAAGUCAUACAACUGUAAAUGACAUGGACCUGGAGAUAAAGACACUGAAAUCUACUACUCAAGGAAAGCAGGAUGAUGGAAGCAAAAUCAUGAAAAAUGGAACUUUCAGCAAGGGGAAAAGCCAUCCAAGGCUGGCUCAACUAAGAGGACAAAUCCGGGCACAAAUCAGAGAGCACAGCCCUAGGAAUCAAAUGCUAGAGCUUGUAGAUAAAGUAGCCAAUGGACAACUUACUACUAAAAGCCAGUUAGAUGGUAGCAAACGUAAUGGGCCUCUGGAAAGCACCACAUUAUGUCAUUGCUCCAGCCCAAGCUGUUUAGCCUCAGAGCUUGAGGGUAAACUGCACACAGAACUAACUGCACUCCGGCUGGAGAUGAGAAACUCUCUUGAAGCUAUGAGAACGGAAUUGGGCCAAGAACUUCAAGCAUUACAUAAAGAGGUCACGGCCUGUUGUCACCACUGCCCUCCCAAGGAAGCUGAAGUGCCAAAAGAAGCCGAGAAAAGGCCUGAGUGGAAAAAGGUCUUUAAAAAGGUCAAUCGUAAAGAAACACAAGAGACAAAGAUCCCGGUUAAACUGGAUGGGCAAAUGAAAGCAAGGUCCAUGCAAUCACUUGUAAAUCAAUCAGGUCCCAGCAGGAACCAGGUACUCUUAAAGGCAAUGACCACCAUUGCUGCUAAAAAUGCCCUGAUGUCUAGUCUGGGGACAAGAUCAGAUUCUGACCCUAUCCCUCACACUACAGGAAAACAGAUCUGCAAACCUGUUGUGAAAGUAGAAGAAGCACCUACUCAUUUACAAGCUAAUGGGAACUGGGGGAAAAAAACAAACAGAACUGUGGCCCCUCUACCCCAAAAUGGGAUUACUGUUGGGAAAGCUCCAUAGGGGAUUUUAGCAAACUGCACAAAGAUACGAUUGCUUUGACAAUGAGGCACAGGAAAAUUUACAGACAUAGUUUUGGUCUUUACUGCGACUAUACAGUGACCUGCUUUGAGUCAUUCUGUACAAUUCUGUUCUGCAAAUAUCGAACUGGUUCCGAGGUGGACAUAUAUAUACGUGUACCUGCACAUGGGUCCCAUAGGUAAGGGGCAUGCAGUCAUCUUAACAGCAGCUAACAGCUUUUUAUUGUCUAUUAGACAGCAUUUAAGGGACUAUUCUAAUGACUUUUAUCACUCAGUUACAGAUGGAUUGUCUGGAGAAAUAAAGGAGGGUGAUCUUUGAUAAGCUGUUGAAGUGCCAGUGAUUCUUUAAUGGGGGCCUCUACUGCCUGUGUCUACUCUUGAAUUAACUCUUAUGGUUUAGUGAACAUUUUUGCUUCAAAAAGCAAAGUUCUCUUCUUUUACCACAUUGUUAAUGGUUAUCUAGCAAAGCAGUUCAUUAAAGAGAUAUAGGUAUCAUUACUUCAGCUCUAAGACCUCAUUCACAUCUAAAAUGUGCCUACAUGGUGAGUACAUGUCUAAAAACUGCAAAAAUGAUUAAAAUGUAUACUGCAGCAUUCCCACUGAAUAGUUAUAGGCAUAAAUAGAUUUUUAAAAAUUGCCUAUUUAAGAUUAUAUUUAGUCUUCUUCAUGGCGGUAAAUGUUUUUUAUGCGAUAUUGAAUAGCAGUAGAUUGCCGUUUCAUCGAACCAAUGAAACUUGUACCACCAUGAAGCAGAGCAAAGUGUCUCUAACAAACUACAUUUGAUCUAUUCAACCUUAUGGCUAUGCUGCCAUAUACAGUAUAGGCACAUUAUAAGAUGUGAAGGAGGCCAAAGACACAAGUGGUGGUUGUACAACAGUUCACUUCAUUAAUAUUGUUCAUAGUAACAUUUCAACUCCAUUUGUAUAAAGUGUAUUUCAUGGCACUAUGCUAACACAAUAGAUGACAACUGUAACUAUUUUUAUACAGAAUGCUUAAAAUCUACAGUGUAAUUUUCCAAUUAGUAAGAUCAUCAAAAAUGUUCCUGAUG